This is a messenger RNA of Oldenlandia corymbosa var. corymbosa, 9129 nucleotides long. The record is from the annotation of a GenBank genome assembly. Lineage: Eukaryota; Viridiplantae; Streptophyta; Magnoliopsida; Gentianales; Rubiaceae.
AUGGAAGGAGCUUCAUUUAGAGCGAGUAGUGCACGUUUGAGUAGUUCAAAUAUAUGGAGGAAUAGUGGGAUGGAUGUGUUUUCUAGGUCCUCUGUAGAAUAUGAUGAUGAAGAAGCAUUAAAAUGGGCUGCCAUUGAAAAGCUCCCAACUUACCUUCGAAUAAGGAGAGGCAUUUGGACUGAGGAACAAGGGUCCAAAGAGAUUGAUGUGGAGAAUCUUGGAGAAGUUGAAAGGAGGAAUCUUGUGGAGAGAUUAGUGAAGAUUGCUGAGGAAGACAAUGAGAAGUUCUUGUUGAAGCUCAAGAAACGAAUGGACAGAGUUGGUAUUAGUCUUCCCACAAUUGAAGUCCGGUUUGAGCAUUUGAACAUAGAAGCACAAGCUCGAGCUAGUGGCAGAGCAUUGCCAACCAUGUUCAAUUUCACUGUUAACAUGAUUGAGGGCUUCUUAGAUUAUCUUUACAUUCUACCGAGUAGGAAGAAAAAGUUGACAAUCCUUCGUGAUGUUAGUGGAAUCAUCAAGCCUGGAAGAAUGACCUUACUUUUAGGUCCUCCAAGCUCUGGGAAAACUACUUUGCUCUUAGCUUUGGCUGGAAAAUCUGAUUCAGAUCUGAAAGUUUCUGGAAGAGUGACAUACAAUGGUCAUGAAAUGAAUGAGUUUGUGCCUGAAAGGACAUCUGCUUACAUUAGUCAAUAUGAUCUUCAUAUGGGAGAACUAACUGUGAGGGAAACUCUAGCCUUUUCAGCAAGAUGUCAAGGUGUUGGACCGCGCUAUGACAUGUUGGUUGAACUGUCUAGACGGGAGAAGGAAGCAAAUAUAAAACCAGACCCUGAUAUUGACAUGUUCAUGAAGGCAGCAUCACUAGAGGGGCAGGAAGCGAGUGUUGUAACAGAUUAUGUUCUGAAGGUUCUAGGACUUGAAAUCUGUGCUGAUACUUUGGUUGGUGAUGAAAUGAUAAGAGGAAUCUCUGGAGGUCAGCGAAAGAGGGUCACAACCGGAGAGAUGAUGGUUGGACCAGCCAGGGCUCUUUUCAUGGAUGAGAUAUCAACUGGCUUGGACAGUUCAACAACAUUCCAAAUUGUAAAUGCAAUUAGGCAAUCGAUCCACAUUCUUGAAGGAACUACAGUAAUUUCACUCUUACAGCCUGCACCGGAAACUUACGAUUUGUUUGAUGAUGUAAUCCUUCUAUCUGAUGGUGAGAUAGUGUAUCAAGGUCCUCGUGAAAACGUUCUCGAGUUCUUUGAGUACAUGGGCUUCAAAUGUCCAGAGAGGAAAGCUGUUGCUGAUUUUUUGCAAGAAGUUACAUCAAGGAAAGAUCAAGAGCAGUACUGGGCUAGAAGAGAUGAACCUUAUAAUUUCAUUACUUCAAGAGAAUUCUCAGAAGCAUUUCAGUCCUUCCAUGUUGGACGGAGACUAGGUGAUGAACUUGCUGUUCCCUUUGAUAAAAGCAAAAGUCAUCCAGCUGCCCUUACCACUAAAAGAUUUGGGGCAAGCAAGAAGGAACUCUUGAAGGCUUGCACAGCAAGAGAGUUCCUGCUUAUGAAGAGGAAUUCAUUUGUCUACAUAUUUAAAAUGACACAACUUAUCACAAUGGCAUUCCUAGCUAUGACAGUGUUUCUGCGGACUGACAUGCACAAGAAAACAGUAACAGAUGGCGGAAUUUAUGUUGGUGCCUUGUUUUUUUCAGUCUGUAUGGUUAUGUUCAAUGGUUUCUCAGAGCUGGCCUUGAGUAUCUUAAAGCUUCCUGUAUUCUACAAACAAAGGGACCUUCUCUUCUUCCCAGCAUGGGCGUACUCUUUGCCGACAUGGAUUCUCAAGAUCCCAAUAACAUUUGCUGAAGCUGCAAUUUGGCUCUGUAUGACUUACUAUACAAUCGGAUUUGAUUCAGAUAUCCAAAGGUUUUUCAGACACUUCCUACUACUUGUGUUCAUAAACCAGGUGGCCUCAGGAUUAUUUCGGUUCAUAGCAGGAGUAGGAAGAAAUGUCAUAGUUGCAAAUACAGCUGGUUCUUGUGCAUUGGUAACUGUCUUUGUUCUUGGGGGUUUCAUUUUAUCAAAAGAUGAGAUCAAGAAAUGGUGGAUAUGGGGGUUCUGGUUUUCUCCGAUGACUUAUGCACAGAACGCUAUUUGUAUCAAUGAGUUUCUUGGGAAAAGCUGGAACCAUGUUCCUCCUAAUGGCACAGAACCAUUAGGCGUGUCCAUCUUAAAAUCCCGUGGUUUAUUUACAGAAGCAAAAUGGUACUGGAUUGGAGUAGGAGCAUUGAUUGGACAUCUACUACUUUUCAAUUUCCUAUUCACCUUGGCUCUAACUUAUCUUAACCCAUUUGGUAAAUCUCGUUCAGUUGUACCCAAUGAAAACUCAGAAAGGAGUCAGGAUUCAAGGAAGAACAGUCUUUCCAAGUUACCAUCAAGACAGAAAAGCACUUUAGAAAUGGAAAAUCUAGACGGAAGUGUUUCUUCCCGGUCAUUGUCAUCAAGAGUGGGCAGUAGAAGCGAGACAAACCGAACCAGAAGAGGGAUGGUUCUACCUUUUGAACCACUUUCUAUCACUUUCGAUGAUAUCAGAUAUGCAGUAGACAUGCCAAUGGAAAUGAAAGCUCAAGGUUUUACUGAAGAUCGACUCGAGCUUUUGAAAGGGGUGAGUGGUGCUUUCAGGCCGGGAGUUUUGACAGCUCUUAUGGGUGUCAGCGGAGCAGGUAAAACCACUCUGAUGGAUGUCUUGGCUGGAAGAAAAACAGGAGGAUAUAUUGAAGGACAAAUCUGUAUAUCAGGCUACCCUAAGAAGCAGGAAACAUUUGCUCGUAUAGCAGGAUACUGUGAACAGACAGAUAUUCACUCUCCACACGUGACUGUACAUGAGUCCUUAACAUACUCUGCUUGGCUGAGAUUGCCACCUGAAGUUGACGAUGCAACAAGAAAGAUGUUUGUUGAAGAGGUCAUGGAGCUUAUUGAGUUGACUCCUUUAAGGGACUCGCUAGUUGGAUUGCCAGGAGUAAAUGGCCUUUCAACUGAACAGCGCAAAAGACUUACUGUUGCAGUUGAACUAGUAGCUAAUCCAUCCAUAAUAUUUAUGGAUGAACCAACCUCAGGGCUGGAUGCUAGAGCUGCAGCCAUUGUAAUGAGAACAGUGAGAAAUACAGUGGAUACUGGCCGGACUGUUGUAUGCACCAUCCAUCAACCAAGCAUCGACAUUUUUGACGCUUUUGAUGAGCUUCUGCUCUUAAAACGAGGUGGAGAGGAGAUCUACGUUGGUCCAUUAGGACGGCAUUCUUCCAACCUCAUCAAGUACUUUGAGGAUAUCAAUGGAAUCAGUAAAAUUAGAGAUGGUUAUAACCCUGCCACUUGGAUGUUAGAGAUUACUUCAGCAGCACAAGAAGUAGCCCUUGGCAUUAACUUUUCAGAAGUGUAUAAAAGCUCAGAUCUAUACAGGAGAAACAAAGAAUUAAUCAAGGAACUCAGUAAACCGGCACCUGGUUCGAAAGAUCUUUACUUCCCAACUCAAUAUUCCCAGUCUUUUUUGACCCAAUGCAUAGCAUGCCUCUGGAAACAGCACUUAUCUUACUGGCGAAAUCCAGCAUAUUCAGCUGUGAGAUUCUUGUUCACAAGUUUCAUCGCGAUAAUGUUUGGAACUAUUUUCUGGAACAUCGGCUCGAAAAGGAAAACCAAGCAAGAUAUCUUCAAUGCAAUGGGUUCCAUGUAUGCAGCGGUGUUGUUUCUCGGAGUCCAAAAUGCAACAUCAGUACAGCCAGUUGUUGCCAUUGAGAGAACAGUUUUCUACAGAGAAAGGGCGGCAGGAAUGUAUUCAGCUCUGCCAUACGCUUUCGGACAGAUUCCAUAUAAUUUUGUACAAACACUGAUUUACGGAGUCAUAGUGUAUGCAAUGAUCGGCUUCGACUGGACAAUCGCCAAGUUCCUCUGCAUUUUACGCCGUAUGGAACCUUUUCUCAGGAUUCAUAAUUCCAAAAACAAGGAUCCCUGUUUGGUGGAGAUGGUAUUACUACAUUUGCCCGUUACUUUGGAUUCAAGCAUGAUUUUAAACGAUAGUAAAGAAAAGCUGUCGAAGUUUGAGGGAUCAUUAAAGAGUUUUGAUGUUGAAUGUCAAGAUUUUAAGGCUUUGGUUUACAACUUAUUGACCUCAAGUAUUCCAACAAACUUGUGGGAAGUUGAAGAGCUCGUAAAUAUCAUGGAUUCCAUUCUUGACAAUUUGCGAGAUCUUCUGCAAUUCAAGACGUAUGAGUCUUCAGAGUUUGAGUCCUAUGUUGCUGAAGCACAUGAGGACCUUGAAGAAAAUGUAAGAUUCUUGAAGAAUUUCAUUCUUUUCGCUAUGUCGUGUGUAGGACUUGGGCAUAAGGAGAUGGAAGAUUUGUUAACUCAUGCUGAAGGCUUGGUUGCCAGCGCGGCACGCCUAAAUUUCAUGUCCUGGUGCAUCUACUGUCCUAAGACGCACAACAGCUUUUCCUGGUAUGACAACUAUCCGGGGACCAACGGUGAUAUUUCCUCGCUGAUAGAUCAAAUCAAGCCUAUCAAAUCCCAUGUUUUUGGGAUCUAUGUUGGAGUCCUUCAAGCUUCAAAGUUGUCACUGGGAUCAUCUCCACGAAGCCAUACACUUAACAUGUUGGCGGACUUUGUCGAUUCUCUUCUUGUUCUUGCUUGGGAUCGAUUAUUUUGCCAUCAUCGCUACACAGGCAUCUUGGACAAUGAAGUGCAAAGAGUUUAUGAGGUACUGAGAUACUUGAGAACCUUUUUACUGGAGAACCGAAAUCAGCUUGUGGAACAAUAUAAAGUAAGGUAUGACCUCAUUGGAAUUGUAAUUUCUGAAGCAGGUAUAAUUGUUUGCUAUCUUUUCAGAAAGGAAUUCGAAUCACGCCUGGAGAAAAAAAUUGGGGUUCUGGUUUUAGAUUUAGAAGAAAAGUUUAAGCUUAUCAAGCCAGAGGAAGAGACACUGAUAUAUCUUCAAAUGUCAGCAUCCAGUUUACCUCAAACCAACCUGCCGGCGCCAGGGUUUGUUCAUUCUGCCUUGGCAAAACUCGAGGCAUUCGGUCAAUCUCAAACCAAAAUGCCACGUCGAAAUAAGCGAGGUUCAGUUGCUUCGGCAAAAGCUAAGCUUCAAACCGUACAUGAUGAUCUUGCAUUUUUAAGAUCUUUUCUGCCUGAUGAUUUUUUGCAGUAUGACCAAGAUGCGAAGCUUCAAGAUCUUUGGAGUCGCUUUGCUGCUGUAGCUUAUGAUACAGAGUUCAUCCUCGAUUCUUUAGUUGCUGGAAAUACUGUUCAGAGUUUAAUCCCGCUGCUUAAUACCGUUUUAGAAGAGAUAAAGCUUAUGAAAGCCGAAGUCUUGGAAAAUUCUCAUGGAAAAAGGCAGAUCACCAACGUUCAUGAUGUUACUAAACCUUUUGGUAAGAGGCCAUUGACAGGUGAGAUGCCAAUAUCAGAUGAUCCUGUGGUAGGAUUAGACGAUGAGGCACAAAAGAUAAUUGAUCGACUCAAAAGAGGAACGCGACAGUUAGACGUUGUUUCCAUUGCGGGAAUGCCUGGAUUAGGCAAAACAACGUUGGGAAGAAAAGUUUAUUGCGAUCCCUCUGUCGUUUUUUACUUCUAUGUUCGUUCGUGGUCUCCUGUUUCUCAAGAAUACAAUAAAAGAAAUCUGUUUCUUGAGAUCUUGGGUGGUUUCGUUAGUAUUCUUGACAAACACUUGGCGAUGAAUGAAAAUGAUCUGGCCGAGGAGCUCUACAAAAGUUUGAAGGGAAAAAGGUAUCUCAUUGUAUUGGAUGAUAUUUGGGAUAUUGAUGUGUGGAAUAGUUUGAGAACUUCAUUCCCAAAUGAUGUUAAUGGAAGUAGAAUUUUGUUGACGACUCGGCAUCAUAAUUUGGCUUUGCAAAUCAAAUCAGAUAGUGAACCUCACUGUCUUCGUCUGCUCACCAAUGACGAGAGUUGGGAACUACUGAGAAAGAGGAUCAAGUUUGAAGAAGACUGUUGUCCAAAACUACUUGCUCUUGGAAUGGAAAUUGCACACCAUUGCAAGGGAUUGCCGCUGAUGAUUUUAAUUGUUGCGGGAAUUCUCUCAAAUAUGGGUCCAGAUACUUGGGAAGAAGUAGCAAGAAGUUUAAGACAAGGCGCCAUAUCUAUCACAGAACAAUGCAGGGAGACCUUAGAGUUGAGUUAUCGUUAUCUGCCGGAUCAUCUGAAGUCAUGCUUUCUUUAUUUUGGAGCAUUUCAAGAGGACCAAAAGCUACCUGUUCGAAAACUGUUAUGGCUUUGGAUUGCCGAGGGAUUUGUGCAGAAAACUGAGAAGGAUGGGUUAGAGGACGUAGUAAAGGGAUACUUGAUGGAGCUGAUUCAAAGAAGUUUGGUCAUGGUUGUUGAAAAAGGAUCCCGUGGCAGGAUCAAAUCAUGCGUCCUUCAUGACAUAUUGCUCGACUUCUGCAAGGCUAAAUGCGAUGAGGAACACUUCCUUCGUUGCUUACAUGGCGUCCAUGAGCUACAUACUUCCACUGAGCCUUGCAUAUUAAAUGAUUAUAGGCUGCAUGUUUACUCAAGGAGAGAUGAUUCUGCUAACUCAAGGCUGCUCUGUCCUCGUGUACGCAGUCUAUUCUUUAGUGCUGAUUAUGAACGUAGGCACGCGCGCCAUCGGUACGACAUCUUUUGCAGAUUUUGCGAAUCCAAACUUCUUAGAGUUGUGGACUUGAGAAUCCAUGCCGGGCAAUUCUUUCCGCGAGUAAUUGAGCAACUUGUCCAUUUGAGAUACUUGGCUUUGGCCACUGAAGGAUCACUUACCAUCCCGUCAUCAGUUGAUAAUCUUUUAAAUUUGGAGGCAUUUAUUGUAGAAGGAAGAAAUGUAAAAGUUUGGCUUCCAGAUACCAUUUGGAACAUGAAAAAUUUAAGGCAUCUUGUGUGCAUAAAUGGUUCAUUUGGUGAUCUGAAGUUGCCAAGAGGUAAUCUCAAAUUUUCCCCUUGUUUGGAGAACUUAGAAACUCUUUCCUCCAUAACGUUUACUUCAAGAGAAACAAUGGAGGACAACUUGAGAAGGUUUCCGAAUAUUCGCAGACUCAAAUGCCAUCUCAUUACGUCAGAUAAGUGCACUGGGGAGUGCAAGAUUCUUGCACUGGAUUUCAUGAGUCAACUAGAAUCGGUCUCCCUCUCUCAACGUUUCGAGACACCUCAUAACUGCCAUUUACAAUUUCCCAAGAACCUGAAGAAGCUAGUUCUGUCAAAUUUCAAUCUUCCCUGGAGUAAAAUUUCAGCAAUUGAUGAACUGCCAGUUCUCGAGGUUCUCAAGUUACUGGACAAUGCAUAUAAAGGGAAAACAUGGGACAUGGAAGAAGGGAAAUUCCCCAAACUCAGGUUUCUAAAGUUGGUGAACUUAGAUUUUGCAAGGUGGACAGGAGACUCAGAUGAUAACUUUCCCUGUCUAGAGAAAGUAGUGCUGGAGGCGUGCCGACACUUGAAUGAAGUACCGUCCUGUUUAGCCUAUAUUUCGACGCUCCAAAUGAUUGAAGUGUCUGAUUGUAAAUCCGUAGCUAGUUCAAUAAAACAAAUUCAAGAAGAACAGAUGGAUAUGGGAAACGAGGAUCUGAAGCCAGAGCAGAUCCUCGCCGGAAUUAUGGUUAGGAAUUCCGAAGGAAAAACCGUUCUGGACUUUGUAUCCACCAUAGAUUCGGUGGAUAAGGUCAUGUCAUCAAGCAAUGCUGGGUCUCGAUUGUUUGCUGUUCGAGGGUGGUCCUUCGCUACUCAGCUGAACGAGGCUGACAGUUUGAGACUGAUAAGUGCGGCCUCGACGGCCUAUCUAGUGCAGCUAAGGAAAUUUCGAGAAGACCUGGCUACAGCUCGGGCGGAAAGGGAUGAGGUGUUGUUCGAGGUGGUUACUCUCGAAGAGAAAGAACGCCAGGUACAAGUUAAGGAGGCCGAGAUCGUCGAGGUGCAGGUUAAAUACAACGAGCUCGAGGAGAAGAUGAGGUUGUUUGCCAGCCUGCAAAUCUCCAAGGAGGAACUACAUCAGUGGUCCCUCGAGGAGAUGAACUUGGUUGCCCCCAAGUGUGGUGCGUACCGAGUCGGCGUGGUAGGGUUGAAGAGACUCGACCAGGACAGGCCAAUCAAGGCCAAAUGGUUCAAGCAGCUCCUGCUGAAGGAUCCGAAGAAAACCAUGCACGAAGCCAUGAUUACCUCAUUUCCGGGCGAUGUUCCUGCUGUCCUGGCCAAGGGUCCAAGUGAGGAAGACCCUAUACCCGAGGUACCUGACGAAUAUAUGGGUAUUGAGCUCGAGGACACCGACGAGGAAACCGAGGAGGACGUUGCUGAUACUAGCCACUCCGGAGUUCAGAGAACCAUCGAGGACGCCUCCCAGGCCCCUUCCAAGGACCCUUCCAAUGACCCCCUCCAAGGCAGUGACGCUGAAAGUUGGACCGUUCACCGCGUUCACCACAUGGUGUUGUCAGAGGAGCAAUCAAGGGAGUUCCCAUUAUAUUCUAUGAUUAGCGGGAUUCUGAGAAGUCGUGCUGAUGUGCACAGCCUUGAGAUGGUAGCGCAUUUGGAGAACGACCUGCUCGAUGCCAUGAGGACUCACAAUGUAAAGGUUAACCAGCAUCUGAUAAAUGAGAUUAAAGGACUCCGCGAGGAGAUGCAGCGUCGAGAGGUUCAAAGCCUGAAAGACCACAGUGACUCUCUGACUUUUGAGGUCGAGAUCCAUGAUGAGCUGGUGACCUUGGAGAAGGAAAAUGCUCGGCUUAGGGCCAGACAGCAGAUUACUGUGUCUCCCUGGUUUCUCGAGAAGCACCAGGUAUUAGCUCUCCAGCACAUGAUUAUGGUCAGGACUCGCCGUUUCAUCGCAGCCAUGGAUAUAUUGAAAGAGAGAUCUCGUGAGAUCGAGCUUCUUACAGAUUAUAUUGCCCAACUACAAAAUCUUCUACUGGACAACAAUAUCAACUUUGAGGCUUUUGAGCAUCCGGAGGAAACUGUGGAUCAUCGAACUCGGAGUUCUCGAGAGGAGCUGUUGAUGAGGGUGCACGCUCAGGACAUAGAGAUCGUGGACCUUAAGGAUAAAUUGAAUCAGUGUGUGAAUCUCCUUAGCCUGCAUGGGUAUGAGGGGAUUAUUCAUCCCUCCCCUGACAAUCCUGUCAGGGAGGUGCUUGUAAUAUUGUAG